UAGUGGAUGCGCAGUAGCGAGUCAGCCCCGAGUCACUCCAUCCAUCAUGGCUACGGCCAGAAAGAAACAGGACGAAAAGAACCUCAAAAUUCUCCGCGAUCUCGCUUCUCAGCAGCACAACAAGAAAUGCUUCGACUGCGGUCAACGGGGACCCACAUAUGUGAAUAUGACGAUUGGAUCUUUUGUAUGCACCUCGUGCAGUGGUAUUUUACGGGGAUUGAAUCCUCCACAAAGAGUAAAGUCUAUAUCUAUGACGAGUUUUACUCCACAAGAAAUAGAAUAUCUUCAAGGAGCGGGGAAUGAGGUGUGUAAAAAGACCUGGCUUGGCUUAUGGAACUCUGCAAAUAACCCGGAACCUGAAUCAAGAGACGAACAGAAAGUGAAAGACUUUAUGAUUCAAAAAUAUGAACGGAGAAGAUGGUACAUUCCUCCUCAGCAGGCUUCCGCAGUGGCAUCAACCGCAGAAGCCAAACCUCUGAAGCAACUGCUUGGACAAGAUGCCCCCACUCUAGUGACAUCAGCAGCAUCCAGAGAAAGACCUCGUACGACCAGUCAGUCAAGUAUUCCAGGCGUGGCUCCCCCACCUUCCUCCCAGCCUGCACCUGCGCCUGCCCCACCCCAGCCUGCCCCAAAAGUGGACUUGCUAGCUGACCUGGGUGGCGAUCCAUUUGGCCAAUCACAAGGUGGAGGAGGUUUUGGGGCUUUCGGCCAGGCACCACAGACAGCCCAACAACAAGGUUUUGCAAGCUUUGAUGCUUUUGGCCAACAAUCUGCUGCACCUGUUCAGACUUCAUUUGGCCAGGCACCAGUUGCUCCUGUCCAGACAUCGUCGUUUGAUCCCUUUGGCUCAACUGCCCCCCAGCAAGCUUCCUCUGGCUUUGCAAACUUCAGCCAGCCUCAGCCAAUACAACAGCCAGCGGCUCAGUCACAACAUCAGGGAGGUGGUUUUGAUGCAUUUGGGGGCUCGUCAGGUUUUGAUGCCUUUGGGUCGUCCCCACCUUCCGGAGGAAUUCAACCAUCCAGUUCCCAAGGAGGAAUAUUUGGAUCCCCUCUAUCAGCGAGUAACAGCUUUGGACCAAUGAUCUCUUCUUCGUCAACUGCGCCCAUUUCUAGCAACCCCCCAGAGGAUAAGUACUCUGCUUUAAGUGCCCUUGACACCUUAUUUGGCCCAAGCAGUAACGCCGGCGGGACAGUAUCCAGCUCUAUGCCAAGUAGCACAGGAGGGGGCUCUGUGUUUGGAAGUAGCACUAGUUCAUCAUCUGGGAUGGCAUCGGGUCCUAACCCAUUUGCAAGUGCUGGAACCUCUAGUGGAUUCCCUCAGCAGCAGCCAGCUCAACCUUCAAACCCAUUCCAGGGACUAGGAAAUAUUGGAGGUUCAGGAGGUGGAGGGAUGGGUCAAAUGAAUGGGCCAGCAACAAGCAUGAACCCUGCUAGCAGCAUGUCUGGGGGUGGUUUAUCAAGCGGAGGGUUUGGCAGCUUUACACAGUCGCAGUCCAGUUCCAUGUUUGGACAACCAGUUCCCCCUCAGCAGUCUGGCUGGGGUGGGAUGCAGACCAGUGCGGCACCACAGCAGAAUCUAAGUUUUGGUGGCGCAGGGAUGACAGCUUUGGCUGCCAAUCAGUUUGGUAAAGUGCCACCUCAGAAUGCUCAAAUGGGACCACAGGGUGGUUUUGGACAGUUUGGAGGACAGGCCUCUUCUGGUAUGCAGCCUGGCCAGCAGGGAUUUGGUGCUCAGCAAGCUGUUGGGAUGCAGGGAGGAUUUGGGGGAAUGUCUCAAAUGGGUGGAGCUGGGCAGCCUCAAAUGCCGCCUACUAGUGCAAGUACCCAAUGGGGUGUUAGCGGUAGUGGCGGCGGAAGUCAGUGGGGUUCGUUCGGCCAGGCAGCACCUACCAGUCUGAGCAGUGGCUUUGGUGGCCAGGGUGGCAUGUUUGGCACACCCGGUGGCCAGCAGAGUGGGUUUCAUGGCGGGAUCGGAGGGGGAGGAAUGGGCGGUGGCUUCAGUGGUCAAGGAGGGGGUUUUCCUACUAGUCAAGCUCAAGCUGAUGGCUUUGGCACCAGUCAAGGUGGUUUUGGUGCCAGUCAAGGUGGUUUUGGCGCCAGUCAAGGUGGUUUUGGUGCUAAGAUGGGAGGUGGUAUGGGAGGACAGCAAUAUGGCCAGCCUCAACAACAACCACAGCAUCAGCAAUUUGCUGGAUGGCAACAGACGCCCCAACAGAACCCAUUUAUGGGUGGUGGCGGUGGUGGUAUGCCACAAAUGCAGCGACAGUCAAACAACCCCUUCAUGUAGCUGCAGUAUCGUCCAUGUGGAAUUAUAUGAUAAGAGGAGUACAGAGUAUGGUCAUGUCCCAUACCACUGACACAAGAAGUCGACUGCACAGGUGACAUUGAAGUAUUUGGGGGGGGGGGGGGAGAGUAGAAGAAGAUAAAUCUAUUCAAGCUGGUUUGACAACCAUUCUGGAAUAGAGAGUGUAAAAACUCUGAUUAGCAAGUUUAUGGCAGAGGAAAGCAGUGUAAGAUUUGUAUUUAGAGCCCUAUUAGAAAUUUAUGCGUUGAGAGAUUUCUAUAUCAAGCAAUGGGCCUGUGAACAAGGCUGUUUCGCUGAUUUUGUCGGGGUGCAAUGUUGCGGACUUAAAAGGCUCUAAGAAUUUAACCAUUCUGAAGGUCCACUCUGUGAUUUCUGUGACUUUAAAAUAAUUGAAUUUAGUCAACAAAUGAUAAAACUAUGGUCCUAGGUAGAAAUUUCGAGAUGUCAUUUGAAAUAAUAUGAUAACAAUCAUCAAAAAUGCAAAAUUAAUGGGAGGCUGUUUUUGUUUCUUUGAACUGCUAGCGACCGACUUCAAUCCACUGUGUAUUUUAUCCAUCCGUGAUUAGGAACCACUUAGACUUGCCUAUGGAACAUUCAUCUCAUAUUUCUAAACUUGAUAUAUAUUUUUUUUAAUUUAAGCUUUGAGCUUGAAAUUCAUUGAAUUUAUAUAUUUCAGCAUGAUAAAUGCUUCACUUACAGCAAUAAUACACUUACAGGUUACUAUAAUAAUCUGGUGCUUUGGCUUUCUAGAAUAUUGAAAAUAGUAUAAUUUAAGCUUGAAUCUGUUGUGGUUGCCAUGCCAACAAAGCUAGUACACACAGUGCUUGGUUCACCUUCAUAUUCAAAUCAAAGUUUUGAGUAAUCUGCUUUCCUCUUAUACGGAUUAAAAGCUAUUGAUAAUGCCCGUACAGUACAAUUGAUAUGUGAAUGAGACAUUAUUUUGUAAAAACAAAGUCAAAGGUUGAAGUGUUAAAGAUAGUUAUUUUCAUCAAUAGGAAAUUUACAUUUACGUAUUUUGAGCUGUAUGAGGUUCACAGAAAUCAAAUGCAGAAACACGGCUGUUGUAUACUAUUUGGUGCAAGGAAUUUCCUAGUUAUAUCUAUCCUGAUGAAUGAGAAUUCAUUGAUGAUUUGCUGUUUAUCGAUUUUCGAUAGGUAUCGCUGGUGAAGCUACUUCAUACUUUUUCAAUCGACUAGGGCCUUGCCCUAAAAAGCUAUAAAUAUGUUUUUUUUUCUAUGAAUAACUAUGCUUUUCCCUUAACCGUGUACAACAGUCCUAGUAAUUAUUUUUCACUUCUGACGGUGUGAAAUCAUUAGGCUCAUCCAGGUAGUCAGAUAAAUUUUAUGUAAUGCAUUUACGCUUUUGUUAAAACGUGAAUUAAAAAUUAUGAACGAUCA
Messenger RNA from Nematostella vectensis (starlet sea anemone), 3702 nucleotides. Its product is annotated as arf-GAP domain and FG repeat-containing protein 1. Gene Ontology annotation, molecular function: GTPase activator activity. Lineage: Eukaryota; Metazoa; Cnidaria; Anthozoa; Actiniaria; Edwardsiidae. Bases 47 to 2287 code for a protein of 746 amino acids. The record is from RefSeq and is a predicted model, not a curated record. The transcript is spliced from 7 exons.